Molecule: messenger RNA, 751 nt
Organism: Biomphalaria glabrata
Lineage: Eukaryota; Metazoa; Mollusca; Gastropoda; Planorbidae
Product: DNA-directed RNA polymerases I, II, and III subunit RPABC3-like
Exons: 4
Coding region: 170-619 (149 amino acids)
Biological process (GO): DNA-templated transcription
Cellular component (GO): RNA polymerase II, core complex; RNA polymerase I complex; RNA polymerase III complex
Molecular function (GO): DNA-directed RNA polymerase activity
Source: RefSeq, a predicted model, not a curated record
UUACAGUCUAUAAUACCGAGGUAAACAAGAAACUGCAUGUAGUUCUGCAAUUUUUGGUAAUCUAUAUCAAUAUCAGUAUAUCUAGAUAGUAGAUUUCUAUCACCUAGAUAAAAACAAAUAGUCUAGAAAACGUAAACCAUUCAUUUAAGGAGCUGAAUAUUAAUAAACAAUGGCUGGCGUGCUCUUUGAGGAUAUUUUCGACGUAAAACAUGUCGAUCCUGAUGGCAAAAAAUUCGACAGAGUGUCAAGACUCUUCUGUGAAAGUGAGUCUUUUAAGAUGGACCUGAUAUUAGAUGUCAACACACUCAUUUAUCCAGUGGAAUUAGGUGACAAAUUCCGCCUCGUCAUUGCCACCACUCUCCGUGAAGAUGGUUGUCCAGACGAUGGUGAGUUUAACCCCACGAACACCGGACCUAGUCGAGCUGACCAGUUUGAGUAUGUGAUGUAUGGCAAGGUCUACAGAAUCGAAGGAGAUGAUGGCACCCUCGACUCUUCUAGACUGGCUGCCUACGUGUCGUUUGGAGGUCUACUGAUGAGACUUAAAGGAGAUCCGAACAACUUGCAUGGCUUUGAAAUAGACUCCAGGAUAUAUCUCAUGAUGAAAAAACUGGCUUUCUGAAGGAGGAUGAUCUGUUUGAAUGGAAAUAGUGUGUGUGUGUGUGUUGCUAGUUGUACUCACCACAAAGUGUUCGAAGUUGAUGUACUACAUUAUGUUCUCAUUUCAAAAUAAAUAUUAAAUCACAUGCACAAA